This is a messenger RNA of Epinephelus moara (kelp grouper), 3287 nucleotides long. RefSeq names its product N-acylethanolamine-hydrolyzing acid amidase-like. Lineage: Eukaryota; Metazoa; Chordata; Actinopteri; Perciformes; Serranidae. The record is from RefSeq and is a predicted model, not a curated record. Bases 83 to 1150 code for a protein of 355 amino acids. Gene Ontology annotation, molecular function: fatty acid amide hydrolase activity. Gene Ontology annotation, cellular component: lysosome. The transcript is spliced from 11 exons. Gene Ontology annotation, biological process: fatty acid metabolic process.
UCUCGUUGUUGUCGUAGCCUGAAAUCACAAGCCCUCCGGUGUCAGUGCCAGCCAGUGGCUUGCUCGAACUGGGGCGGUGGUGAUGGUGCGGGCUGCGGUGCUGCUGCUCGGAUGGCUCGGACUCGUAGUGUCGUGCCGGGCUCAGGUGGUCGCUCCCCCCACACUGAAUAUCAGCCUGGACGAGGAUCCAGAGCUGCGAUGGUUGCCUCUUACCAAAGCCUUUGACGUGGACUACCUGAAGAAAGCUGCCGCAGAGGUCAUUGACUCUACAGUCCCAAAAUGGGUGCAUCAUGCAUUGGCACCUGUUGUGACAGCCUUGGCAAAGUAUGUCCCUCAGCCAUAUGCAGGUGAGAUCCGUGGCAUGGCCUCGCACUUGGGAGGAAGCAUCGCAGACGUCAUCAUACUCAACUUUGCCUAUGAAGUAUCUGCAUUUUGCACUAGCAUCGUAGCUCAGGACAAAAAUGGGCACGUGUACCAUGGCAGGAACCUUGAUUAUCCACAUCCUGUUCUGAGGAAUCUGACCAUCAACAUAAAUUUCCUCAAGAAUGGAGAGGUGGCGUACAGUGGAACUUCAUUCGCAGGCUACGUCGGCCUGUGGACGGGACAGAGUCCUAAAAAGUUUACCGUCUCUGGCGACCAGCGAGGCACUGAACACUGGUGGAACUGGUGGAAGAAUGUGGUGUCUGCCUUCCUCUUUCGGAGGUCCCCAGUCAGUUGGCUGGUUAGGGAGACACUGGAGGAAGCAGAAAACUUCCAGGAUGCUGUGAUGCGUCUCUCCAAAAUUCCCAUAAUCACUGGGGUGUAUUACAUCGCUGGUGGGGUGCGAGCAGGGGAAGGGGCCGUCAUCACCAGAGACCGAACGGGCCCCGCUGAUAUCUGGCCACUGGAUCCCUUGAAUGGAGAAUGGUUCAGAGUGGAGACAAACUUUGACCACUGGCUUCCUCCUCCAGCCAGGGAUCAUAGGAGAGAGGCAGCCAACAAAGCACUAAAUGCUACUGGCCAAGAUCACAUCAACAUGGAGACACUUUAUCAGGUUCUGUCGCUGCCUCCAGUGUGUAACGGAAUAACUGUUUACACGACAAUAAUGAGUGCAGCAACCCCAGAGCAGUACAACACAGUUGUAAGGCCACAGGGCUGCCAACCGUCGUGACAGGCCUGGAGCAUUCAACACUGCUGCUGCAGAGCGUCCUUGCGUGCCUGAAUUUAAAAUCAUGGUUACAUGCUGAUUAUGAUCAUGUGGAGAUUACAUAAUCAAUGACAUUAGAGGGGAAUCGGACUCAAGCUUUUUUAGGGUAACAGCGCUUUUCUGCCUCUACUAAAAAAAAAAUUAAUACAUUUUGUUGCCUUAUGUACUUGCAGUUUAUAUGUCUAGCUUAAUAAAAAUGAUUACUUUAAAGGUUCAUUAAGUAACUCAUUAAGUACAUGAGACAAAUAAUCUGUGAAAAAAAUAUUGUGUUCCUCUGCCUCCCCCCGGUGCUACUAAUGGUAUUCACAAGAAUCCUGAGCAGGAACAACCUAUCAGAGCCAGGAGGAGACUCUAACGCAGCUUUCAAUCAAGUCAAUCACUGCUCAUGCAAUCGCUGCGCCUCUCCUCAACAGUGUUCAAGUUACAAGUUACAAGUUGCAAGUUACUCUCAAAAUGUAGUAUAUCACAUAUUAAAAGUUUCCUUCAUUUGAAAGUUAAGUUGCUGAAGUAGAGUAAUAGGUUACUUAUUACAUUACUUUUGUGUUACUUUAACCAAAAUGAGCUCAGAGGAACUAAUAGGCAUUUUAAAUAGAUGAAGGUCAUGUUGUUUCACAGCUGGUGAUCAAAGCACAGAAGCUCCAGUUUAUUACAGUUCAUUUCAACUGCGUGGUUACCACUUUGUGUUAGUAAUAGCGCAAUAAUAUACAACAAUGAAAUAGCCUAAACCUUUUAAAAUAAAUGAAUAGACACAGGGAGGGUCAGGCAGAGGAUCAAAGUCUGAUAAUUAUGAGAUAUGAUACAUAUGAUAUGAAAUUCAAUAGCCUAAACAAACGUUGAGGUUAGCACAACAAAUGGAGUGGCGUGCAAGUAAGUUGCUAUGAUGAGUUUAAUACACUGAACACUUGUGCGUAAGAACAGGACUGUGUGCCAGGGCUGAUCUGCAGCUGUCGAGGCUAUGAUUGGAAACACAUUCAAUAUAUACUAACAUCACCCAGAUGUGCCGAUCAUUGUGAUGUAGAAAAAUCAAACAGGAGGCCAGCUCCUUAUCUGAGCAGCUUUCAGGCAGCUUUAGGAUGCAAAAGCAAAACAGGAUACAUUGUAGGUAUGUGAAUGAAAACACACUGAAUUUGAUAACGCACAGACACACAACACACAACAACCUUCAGGGAUUCAGGGAUUUUGUAAUAACCACACAUUAUUACGGCAAUAUUCAUCUGGGCCUAUACAAAAAGUUAUGAAUGAAUUUUUAAUUUACUGUAUCAGUAUGUUGUGAGCACCCAUUUUUUAAUUAAGAGGCAAACUCUAGUUAAAAAAUGUAACUAAAUUUAAUUUUAAAAAAACCUUCACGGGGAACCUUUUUGUUGCCAUUAGCAUGUGGGAAUUACAAGUGUGUGACACAUAAAAAGCCCUGAUUGGCAGCCAGUGUGCGGAAUGGUAACAUUUAAAAGGAGAAAGUCGUGAGUGGGACAAUGGAUCGCUUUACUGUACAGAGCAUGCACAGGGGAGGUGGCUGUGCAGCGUGUGCACAAGAAGUUAUUGAAAGCUGCGUUAGAGACUCCCCCUGGCUCUGAUUCUGGCACAGCUGAUUCUUGCAAAUGCCAUUAGGAGCACUAGGAGGGGUCAGAGGAACCAGAUUUUUUUUUUCAAUUGUCUAUCUCAUGUACUGCUGCUAAUAUAUAUAGUGACAGUUUCAGCAACUAUGACAUGUAAGUAUUUGUUUAAAAUCAAAGUUAUCUGCUGUAGCUUUAAUGAUUGUGAUUAUGUGGAGUCAGCUGAAGAGGGGCUGAGUGACAGAAUUCUGAAUGACACUGAUAUACAGUAUAGGUUAAUAUAAACAUGGAUGGAAAAGCCCUUCUAUCUGACACCAGGACAAGUUCUAUGGUAAUUGUGCCUAAAGUGAAAUGUCUCUGAGAUAAACCACUUGUCUGGUUAACUUAUUUGAGUCACUUACUUUUUUUUUUUCUUCACUUGGGCUUCACAUUUGCACUUUUGUUUCAGUCAUUCCCCUGAGUGGGCACCAAAUUCACAGUCUGCCUUUUGGACACUGUUAACAGGUACUGUAUUUGUAGAGUAUAUUUUAUGUAACCAGCCAAUGAUACAC